AUGCUCGAAUACAUCAGCUACAAAAAGUACAAGAAGUACAAGACAGAUAAGGACGCCAAGGACGCAGUGGCCGCAGAGCAUGAGCAUGAGCAUCAAAACCAGAGCAGCUCGAGGCCAUCGGCCUCCCGCACCAACUCUCGCUCACAGCUGGCGCAGGAGCCUGGUCCCAUUCUCGACAAGGACGACGAGGCCUUCUUUGCUUCCAUUCUGAACUCGGACGAAUACGACGGCCCGGCACCGCCUCUACCGCCACGCACCGCCAGCACGUCCGAUAUGAACUGGGACUCCUCCGACGAGUCGACCAUUCGCGGCAUCCAGAACGCCAAGGCGGCGCCGGCAGCGCUGCCGACCAAAGAGAAGGAGAAGGAGAAGAAGUCGCACAACCCCAUCUCCUUCCUGCUCCACCGCAAGGACAAAGACAAGGACAAGCAGCUGGCCGUCGUCGAGCCGAAGAAGGUCGACCCGUCCGAGGAGGCCCGCGAGCGCGACGACCUCUCCCGCGUCCUCGACGACCUCAACCUCGGCGCCCAGAACAACAAGGCCUUUGCCCUGUCGGCCGAGUCGAACGAGCUCGUCCGCAAGUUCACCCUCGUGCUGAAGGACCUCGUCAACGGCGUGCCCACGGCCGUCGACGACCUCAAGGCCCUCGUCGACGACCGCGACGGCACCCUCAAGAAGAACUACGACAAGCUCCCCAGCAGCAUGAAGAAGCUCGUCGCCGGCCUCCCCGACAAGGUCACCAAGCAGAUGGGGCCCGAGAUGAUGGCCGCCGCCGCCGAGAGCCAGGGCAUCAAGCGCGACCCCAAGGCCGACAGCGCGGACAUGAAGAGCGCCGCCAAGAGCCUGCUCAUGCCCAAGAGCCUCAACGACCUCGUCAGCAAGCCCGGCGCCAUCAUCGGCAUGCUCAAGGCCAUUGUCAACUUUUUGAAGCUGCGCUGGCCCGCCUUUAUCGGCCUCAACGUUGUCUGGAGCGUGCCAUUUUCCACGAGUGCUAACCUGCAAUCAGUCCCUCCUUCUCGUGCUCUGGUACUGCCACAAGGCGCGGGCCGCGGAGGUUCCGCCUUGAGCGCGAGAACUCCGGAGCGCAACGGCCCCCCCCCAUCGACGGUGCCGCCCGCGUCGAGGAGCUGCCCGACGACCCCAUGCUGCCGGCCCCCGUGUCGCGUGCCUCGUCCUACCGCAGCUCCAGCAGCCGCAGCCACCACCGCGACCGCGAGAGCCACGGCCACGGCCGCCGGUCGCGCGACUCGCGCAGCGGCAGGGAGUCGAGGAGCGGGCGCGUGUCGCCGCUGA
Messenger RNA from Verticillium alfalfae VaMs.102, 1293 nucleotides. RefSeq lists its product as hypothetical. The transcript is spliced from 2 exons. The record is from RefSeq and is a predicted model, not a curated record. Bases 1 to 1293 code for a protein of 430 amino acids. NCBI's taxonomy places the organism in Eukaryota, Fungi, Ascomycota, Sordariomycetes, Glomerellales, Plectosphaerellaceae.